Closterium sp. NIES-67 is the source of this 1423-nucleotide messenger RNA. NCBI's taxonomy places the organism in Eukaryota, Viridiplantae, Streptophyta, Zygnematophyceae, Desmidiales, Closteriaceae. The record is from the annotation of a GenBank genome assembly.
GUAUUCUCCAUUUCUCACUAACCACUGUUCCUUUUCACCUAAUGGCCAUGGCGGCCGUUUCGGUCGACGCCGUGCGGUUGGUGGCCGGUCGCCCGUGCAUUGCGCGCCGAUCAGACGUGGCUGCGCAGCGAAGCCUGUCUCUUCGAGCGCCGCUGCCCUGCUUGUCGCAAUCCUCGCCAGCCCGCAGAAUCGCACGCUCCUCUCGCCGCAUUUCGCGAAUCGCUGUGCGAGCGGCGGGCGAAUCGCCUCCGCCCACUCCCAGCAACAGGGACUCAGCGACGAGCGACGAUGACGUCAGCAUUCCCUCUCCUCCGCCUUUGUCCACGUCAGCAUCAACACCUUCUAACACAAGCAGCGGCAGUAGCAGCAGUGUGCCUUAUGUGCCGCUACUGGGUCUGUCUUUAGUGGGAGCAGCGGAAACACUGUACCUGUCCUUUGAGAAGCUCGCUGGAGGGCAGGUGGCUUGUCCCAUUAACGAGUCAUGCACUGACGUGCUCAACAGCCCCUACGCCUCCCUCUUUGGCAUCCCCCUCCCCAUCUUUGGCUUCGCUGCUUACUCCACCGUCGCCCUCCUCACCCACCUCUCGCGCCCGGCCUCCUCCCACACCCCUCUCGAAGCCUCCCUCCUCUCCUCCUCCUCGCGCUGGCUGCUACUGUCGCUAACAGCCGCCAUGGCCACCACCAGCGGCUACCUCAUGUACAUCCUCGCUACCGAGCUGGACGGCGCGUUUUGUCUGUACUGCAUCACCUCUGCCACCCUUUCUACGUUGCUGUUUGCGCUGACUGUGAAGUCCUUCUCAUGGCGUGAGUUGCAGCAGGCGCUGCUGCCCCAGCUGGCCCUUGUGACUGCAACUGCCGUGGCUCUCUCCCUCUCCUUUGCUGAUGUCAGGUCCGCCUAUGCUCGGGACACGGAGAUCGACCUCCCUGCUCUGGAGCCCGAGGUCACCACUGUCUCAACACCUGUGCGCGUGCAAUUGGCCAAGCACCUGUCUAACGUUGGGGCGAAACUGUACGGUGCCUUCUGGUGCUCGCACUGUUACGAGCAGAAGCAGGCUUUUGGUGCAGAAGCUUCAAAGUACCUUCCGUACGUAGAGUGCUAUCCAGAAGGGUUCAGAGCAGGAGUGAAGCUGGCUAAAGCAUGCCAGGAUGUCAACAUUGAAGGGUUUCCAACAUGGAUUAUCGAUGGCAAGGUUCUACCAGGAGAACAAGACCUUGAUGAACUUGCUCGCCUUACAGGUUUUGAUGGGAAGUAAAGAUGGACCAGAAGUAGUCUUCAGCGUACAGGGGUCCUUGGGUUUAGGGUGUCCGGAAUUAGCCAGGCCAUUUUCAUGCUAUAUGUAUGAUUAUUAUUUUUUUACAUGAUUGGUGCUGGUUGCACUUGCACUACCUGUUGUGUCACAUUUCAGCAGUGCAUGAAGUGGGG